Messenger RNA from Perca flavescens (yellow perch), 3294 nucleotides. RefSeq names its product protein phosphatase 1 regulatory subunit 1A. The record is from RefSeq and is a predicted model, not a curated record. Gene Ontology annotation, cellular component: cytoplasm. Gene Ontology annotation, molecular function: protein phosphatase inhibitor activity. The transcript has 7 exons. The coding region runs from base 287 to 736 and encodes 149 amino acids. Gene Ontology annotation, biological process: intracellular signal transduction. NCBI's taxonomy places the organism in Eukaryota, Metazoa, Chordata, Actinopteri, Perciformes, Percidae.
CAGAGAGGAAGGAGAGUGAAGCUGGGAUAGAGACACCAGCAGGUGCUGAGGAUAGAAACAAACAGGGUGCCAAGAAAAAGCUAGGUUAUCAGGGAAAAGUGUAUUAAAAGAUAAAACUAAAGAACAGAAAAUAGGCAGACAGAAACUAUAAUACAAUCUUAGUUGUUCUUAAGCUGGAGCCCACUUAUUUUAUGCCAUCCUCACUGAGCUCUUUACAAUCUCUUUCUCGUACGGAUUCUCCCUCCUCCUCUUCGUCCUGUCCUCCUCUUUGACAGACAGAGCCACCAUGGACACCGGCAGCCCCAGGAAGAUACAGUUCACAGUUCCCCUACUGGACACCCACCUGGACCCAGAGGCAGCUGAACAGAUCAGAAGACGCAGACCCACACCUGCGACUUUAGUGGCAUCCAGUGAUCAAUCAUCACCUGAAAUAGAUGAAGAUCGUCUCCCAAACCAGCUGUACAAGGCAGCCUUGUUAAACUCUCCUCGACAACGGCGAAAAGGGCAAAAGGGAACACCGACAAUGAAAGAGCUGCAGUUCAUGGUAGAGCACCCCUCUUCAUGCAGCAGCAGGGAGCUGGGGACGAGUGCUCCUCAGAGAGCUGCCUGUCGGACCGCCCCAGCCCCGACUCUGUUCCCACCGGGGAGGAGCUCCCACACGAUGAUGAGGCCGCUGCAGGGGCCUUUGAGAAACUGCGCUGCCAAAUGGAGGAGUUCUCAAGGGAGAGUUUAUUAGAAGCUGCUGAUGGACUCGAGUGCCCCCUCUCCAAGGAGAAGGAGGAUUUUUCCACCGUUGCCAAUGUAGCAGAUCUCUCAUCACAACAAAGCAACGCACAAGCAGAAACAAAAGCAGCAGCAUCCAGUGCGAGUCAGCCGGCCGAGGAGAAAACAAAGAAAUGUAGCCUGAAGAAAGAGAAUUAGAGCCGCCUUCUGUAUAACACAAAGCUGCUCAGUCUGCUCAGACAGCCCAACACAAUGACUAAAGGUUCUGUCUGCAUAUCCAAUUUUUAGAAACAUCAGGGCAUCUAUGUUCCUCUACAGUCAGGCCUUACUAUCCCGAGAACAAGAACAAGGUUUCUAAACAUAUUUUGUGUCAAAAAUCCUGUGUGAAUUAUCUAAUUAUAACAUAUUUGUUGUCUAUAGCCUCCCCUGCACUAAUAAAACUAGCUUAUUGUGCCAGACUGUGAGUUACUAUCUAGUUAAUGGGAAAGCGAUUCCUGUUUCAGUCACACAAUCAUUAUCAUAAACUACCACCAUUCACAUGCAUAAUGUCCACUUUAAUGUUCAAAAGCAAAUUGUAAUCCCUUUAGUUUUUGUCAUUAAAUGUGCCAUGACUCUCUUACUGCAAUUAUUGUUCCAUCUCAAAGCAAUACAAAUGUAUUUGUACCUCAUAGAUAACUGGGACCGAAAUCAUCACUUUUAAAUUCAAAUGUCAUCAUUUAGUUAGUUAGAUGCAAAAUCUUAAAUGAGUGGGUAGAACAACUGGGUUGAUUUACAGUUUAAAUAAAAAAAAAUAUCCACGUUUGUUUACACUAAUGGAUUGGAUAUCUACCAUUACAUUAUUUAUUAUUAUCUACAUUCUUAAAGUACAACUGAAAUACAAUUGCAUGUUAUUUUUCUUCUGCAGCAUAUAGAGCUGCAGCGAUUAGUCAAUUCAUUGAUUGACAGAAAACGUAUGGGAAACUAUUUUGGUAGUCAAUUAAUCCUUUUGAUUCAUUUUUUUAAGAAUAAAUUCCAAAUCCUCUGGUUUCAGCUUCUCCAUUGUGAGGAUUUGCUGAUUCACUUAGUCUUCUUCUAUGACAUAUAAAAUAUUUGGACUGUUGGUCUGACAAAACAAGACAUCAUCUUAAACUCUGGGAAACUCUGGGGGCCAUAUUUCAUUCAUAUUUUUCUGACAUUUUAUAGAGAAACUGGUUCAUCUAUGGUUCAUCAAUGAAUUGAUGAAUCGAGUGAAUAAUCGGCAGAUUCAUUAAUGAAAUUGCUAGUUGUAGCCUGAAGAGCAUUACAUAUCUGCUCUGUAAAUUACUUGUUCUGUGUUCAACUUUGAGUAAAAACCAGAAACCAAAAGGGAAAACGUUAACGGAUUCAUGAAGGCGCCCCCUAUUUUAGCAUUAAUUUGUUAGACUACUGUUUUGGUAUACGUAGAUAGGGACCUUUUUUCCAUACAGCCAACUCAAUGACUUCAUUUUAAACCAUAUAUGCGUAAAGCAGUAAACCUCAUCAUCUUACAGACAGACAACAGCCUGCAACACAACACACUUUCCUGCUAAAGUCUCCUUUUUGUCUAACUUGCAAACAACAUCUCCUGCAUCUUAGCUUGUUGAAUGAGAGACCAAAAAAGCUUCUUCUUUUUUUUCUUUGCAACCAAACAAACAUUCAUCGGGGGAAAAGUGCACUGCUAACGUCAGUUUGCAUGCUAGAUAGAGUAGCUUAUUAGCUGGUCAGCUGCAGCACAUUAAACAGCUUAACUGCCCAUGCCCAUUACAUGUGGCUACAUUUGCUUUGUCUCUCCAGAGGUCAUCUGCUAGCUGCUGUCAAUCAGACACAGCUACUAAGAGGAAAAAGAGUAUUUCUGAUAUUUCUCACAAAGACCUUUUGCUGUUCAAUAAUAAUAAAAAACUAUUGACAACAAAUAAAAACAAAAUGUUGACAUUAUUAUUUUUUAUUAUAAAAAGGGAUAACUAAAUGUGAUUACAGAGGGUUGUGUCUGCAGCUAAAUUUAUAUAUUUUGAGUUAACAAUGAAAAACCCAUCUCAAAUUGCACCCUCAUAUUUGACACAUGAAUGCUUCUUGGGAAUCUACAUCCUGGUCAUAACACACUUUCCUGCAUUGCGCUGAAUGUACAGUGACUUUUCUUUGCUGUGCUUCACUUUGUACAGGAACUAAUUAAUACAGAAAAUCAAACACACAAAUUGUAAUUACCAGCCUUCACAUGUUAUUUCAUCUAUAAUUUGUAUCACUGAAGUGGCUUUAUCAUGUAGAUUAUGCGACAAUCCUUCCAUAACCUUCACAUAUCUUGACAUGCCUGAAAAAAACUGAAACACAAAACCAAAGCCACUCUUGUAUUGAUCACAGCAAUGACCACAAUGAACAAGAAAUACAGUAAAAACAUUCCUGUGCAAGCUUUUUCUUCUGCAGUGUAUUUAUGGACCAUGUAAUGUUUGUUCUGUUUUUGAAUGGUAAUAGUGUACUUUACAUGGAUUUAAAAAGAGGAGUUUUGUUCCAGUUUUACUUGAAUUGUUGAUUACAUCUGUAAUCUAAAUUUGUUUGAUACAAUAAAAUGUUUAAAUUGGU